AUGUUCAAAAUCGUCGCCAUCUCUGCUCUUUUCCUCGUUUUCGCCAUUGGUAAGCGUCGCUUUCUGGGAUGGCCGGACUUUGAUCGGAUAUUGUAGUAUUCUGAGACAUUUCAGGGGUCUUGAAAUUUUUGUACGUAAUCUUGACGUCUAGUACUACAAUUUUUCAGCGGACCACUUUUUUGUACGCCUACGCGUUGGGAUACUGUAGCUAUUGGAAGUUUAGCGUCACCCAAAAGUCUACGCCAACUUCCAAGAGCUACAGUAUCCCUAGCAAUGAUCGUAGCAAAACAUGAUCAAUUACAAAAAUGAUGUACCUGUCUAGUACUAUAAUUUUGUAGUUUACACAAUUUUUCUGCCAUCACUUUAAGAAGCUACUGUAGCUGUUUGAAGUGCGGACAGCUAAAAGCUUCUAAAUUUCAGCCCCAACUUCAAGGGACCACAGUACCCCAGGUUGUGGUCGUACAAAAAAAGUGUCAACUACAAAGAUGUAGUACUAGAUGUCAAGAUUAUGCACACAAAUUUCUAGACUCACAGUACUUCGUCGAAGUCUACAAUAUCACAUUUUCUCAGAGGCCGCCGAUUUGUCGUGCAAAACCGAAACGUCGGUGGCGGUUGGCGGUAAGUGCGCCGACGGACAGUCUUUGCUCGGAGAGAAUUGUUGUGCCACCGAGGACGUGUUUGGUGAGUCUACAAUAGUCAAAAAUUUCCAAAAUCCGUACUUUACACACAUUUUCUAGACGUCGACGCGUACGCAUGCCACUCCGAGCCGCUUCCGUCGAUCGGAUCGUUCUGUCCGUACGGAUUCACCCUUGUUUCCGGUCAGGGAUGUUGUGCCAACUCUGACGCGUACGCGAAACAGGAGUAG
Messenger RNA from Caenorhabditis sp. 36 PRJEB53466, 865 nucleotides. Lineage: Eukaryota; Metazoa; Nematoda; Chromadorea; Rhabditida; Rhabditidae. The record is from the annotation of a GenBank genome assembly.